UCUCUCUCCUACUCUGCAAAUUCUUGUUUGAUUCUAAUUCUUCAUUCUCUGUCCAUAAAUCUUCUUCCCUUUUCAACAAACCAUUAAUCUUAUUCAUUUCCACUCCCCUUUCUCUCUUUCUCUCAACUUUUUUUUUUCUUCUUUUUUCUGAUCCCCAAUUCUCUCAUCUUUAGGGACCCAAUUCAAAACAACUACAUGAAGAAGUUCAUAUUGAAAUUGGAUUUGCAUGAUGAUAAAGAGAAAAGAAAAGCUCUAAAGAGUGUAUCCACUCUCUCAGGGAUUGAUUCAAUCACGAUGAACAUGAAGGAUAGAACAUUGAUAGUUGUCGGAACUGUUGAUCCAAUCAGUGUUGUGAGCAAACUUAGAAAGUUUUGGUCGACAGAUAUAAUAUCAGUGGGUCCCGCUAAAGAGCCAGAGAAGAAAGAAGAACCAAAGAAGGAAGAAGGUAAGAAAGAUGAAGCAAAGAAGGAUGACAAGAAAGAAGAACCGAAGAAAGAAGAAGAGAAGAAGGAAGAAGGGAAAAAAGAAGAAGCUCAAAAGGAAGAACAGAAAAAGAAAGAAGAAGGUGGUAAGGAAGAGAAGAAAAGCGCACCACCACAACAAAUGAUCCCGAUGCGUAUGCCACCACAAUAUAGACCAUAUUACCCUCCAAUGAACGCCUACUAUAAUAACUACCAACCGAAUUACCAACCACAUUACCAACCACCUUAUCAACCACAUCACCACAGUAUAGAGGAGAAUCCAAAUGCGUGUGUUAUCUGUUGAAAUAAUUGCACAUCAAGAAUACUUUUUCAAGCAACAAGUUUUGGAUCGAAAGCCGAAAUACUAUCUUGACCUAUAGGUCAAGGGGUAAAAGUUGUAUAUUGUUCGGGGUUUUCAUAAUUUUUGGGUGGUGUCAUUAUGCAUUAUCUUGAUGCAAAAGUUAAGGCACAAACGCCUAAAAAGCAUAGAAGUUUUUUUUUUCUUUUGUAUUUUGUAUAAAAGAACGGUAUGCGUUAUUGGGAUUUUGUUUAAGUUGUCUAGGAGAUGUAUUAAAUAAGAAAUUUUGGUUGUACUUUUCAAUAAUGUAUAAUGUAAAUAUGUAAAUAGAUUAAGUUUGAAUCUUAAUUAUUAUCUUUCUGGUA
This is a messenger RNA of Lactuca sativa (garden lettuce), 1124 nucleotides long. RefSeq lists its product as uncharacterized. Gene Ontology annotation, molecular function: metal ion binding. The record is from RefSeq and is a predicted model, not a curated record. NCBI's taxonomy places the organism in Eukaryota, Viridiplantae, Streptophyta, Magnoliopsida, Asterales, Asteraceae.